GGCUUGAUCUGCUUUAGAAAAUUAGCAACACCCAUAAUUUGGAACCCUACCAUGAGACGGUUUUUAACAUUGACCAAACCCGACAAGACCUGGAGAAGUAUAGCUGCCUAUUUAGGAUACGAUCCAAUCGAGGGUAAACACAAAGUUGUAUGCUUGCCUGGUGAUAAAAUCUGGGAAGACUGUCGGGUUUUAACAUUGGGAUCAGGUCAAGAACAAUGGAGAAGCAUCAAAACCAGCCUUGACCAUCAUCCUUAUACUGAUAGUUAUGGGAGAUGUAUCAAUGGGGUUCUGUAUUAUAAAGCCGGUAUUGAUAAUCUGCCAGGACAGUCACAAGCGGUUAUAAUGAGUUUUGAUGUCAGAUCUGAAAAGUUCCAUGCAAUAACAUUACCAGUGGAUACUAUUGGGGGGUUGCUGAUAGCUUAUGAGGGAAGAUUAGCUUUAGUUCAUAGUGAUUACGUGAACAAUGGUAUUACAUUUUGGGUUUUGGAGGAUGCAGAGAAACACAAGUGGUCGGAUAAAUCUUUUCUGGUACCUUUCAGUCACACUGAUCCGGUUUUGAAAGCGAAAUUCAAACUAAGUGGUAUCACUGAUACUGGUGAGUUUAUUUAUCUACCAUCCACGUUUCUUAGAUCGUUUUACAUUAAAUAUUAUGAUCCGGAGGGAAACAGCUUCAGAACGGUAGAAUUUAAAGGAGUCGCGGACCGCGAAUUUAGGCACAAGAGUGGACUUGGAAACCGUCGUGUUUAUGCCCUCCAGACUUUCCCAAAUCACAUGGACAAUCUCAUGUCUCUUUGUAACACUUGAAACAUUUUCUUUUGUUUUUUUCCCUUAGUUUAUGCAAUUUUAUGAUUUUUAUCUUUUUAUUUGUAAUUUGCAAGCAUUCUCAUUAUGUUAUCAUUCAUUGAUUUGACGUUAUCUUGUCGUUUUUAUUACCAAGUUCUUUUGCUCAAAGGGAAACAAUUACAAAACAUGAAUGCACAAGCAUACCUUCUUUCUGAUGAUCAGAUGAAUAGUAGCUUUUACUGACUAACUAGUAAAAUAUGGAGGUAAAC
Molecule: messenger RNA, 1052 nt
Organism: Arabidopsis arenosa
Lineage: Eukaryota; Viridiplantae; Streptophyta; Magnoliopsida; Brassicales; Brassicaceae
Source: the annotation of a GenBank genome assembly